AUAAUGGCGCCACCGCCAUUCGAGAACGUCGAGUUCAUUUCCAUCUCCAUCUCCAUCUUCAUCUUCAUUUCCAUUUUCAUUUCAAUUUCAUCUUCAUUUCGAAUUUCAUUUCAAUUUCUCAAAUAACCGAAACUCAAAACCUAAUUUCGUUAGCAAUGUGGAAGUGGUUUCGGAAAGAAGCAGAAGCACCACCGCCGGUGGUUCUCGUACCGCCGCUCUUCGAUUUCCCUCCGCUCGCCGCGCGCAACAGAAUGCUUGAAUCAUCAUACGACGUCGUUUUCGGGAAACUCGCGUUAAAGUGUCUCUUCAACGAUUACUUUCAACAACCGAAGCAUUUCAUCACUAGAAUCAUGCUCAAGCCAAUCGAUGAUCCUCACGUCGAUCUCAUUGCAACAGUUUCAGGUCCUCUCGAUCAAAAGCCCGAAGAAAGCAUCACUGGAAAUGCUUCCUUUCGCUGGCAAAGUGACUUAAAUGAUCCUCAUACAUUCAUGGACCUUUUUGUAUCGACGUCUGAUCCGGUUUUGCAGAUGAGAUCGUGUGCUUACUAUCCUAGAUAUGGAUUUGGGGCCUUCGGAGUGUUUCCUUUACUGUCGAAGAAAAGAGAAUCCCCCCAAGAUUACGGCAUGAUGGGAUUGAGAUAUGGUUCUGGAAAUCUAUCAUUUGGAGUCACACUUAUGCCUUUUUCCAUGAAAGAUGAAUUACCAAAAAGCGCAUGGUUGGUGAGCAAGAUAGGAAGGGUGAUGGCUGGGGUGCAGUAUGAGCCACACCAUGGAAAUGCAAAGCUUUCAAAUUUGAUGAACUGGAGUUGUGCCAUGGGUUACGGUGUGGGAUCAGGCAGUCCUUUGAGCCCGUCUUUCAAUUUCAGUCUCGAGCUUGUCAAAAGCUCCCAGUUUGUUGCGUCAUUCUAUCAGCAUAUGGUUGUUCAAAGACGGGUGAAAAACCCCCUUGAAGAGAAUACUGUUGUUGGAAUUACAAACUACAUUGACUUUGGGUUUGAGUUACAAACGAGUGUUGAUGAUGCGAUAGCAACAAAUAAUAUAUCAGACUCCACUUUUCAAAUAGGCGCAUCCUGGCAAGCCAAUAAGAAUUUCUUGGUGAAGGCAAAAGUUGGACCUCGUAGCUCAACAAUGGCUCUUGCAUUCAAGUCAUGGUGGAAACCGUCUUUCACUUUCAGUGUUUCAGCCACCAGAGAUCGUGCAGAUGGUAACGUGCAAUACGGAUUUGGCGUCCAAAGUGAAAGUCUCAGAGAAGCCAGUUAUCAAAGAGCUGAUCCCAAUUUCGUAAUGCUCACACAAAGCAAGGAGCACCUAGCUGAGGGCAUUGUUUGGCAAACAGGAAAACGGCCUAUGCUACAAUCUGACAUAAAUGCAGGACAUUUUGAGGGCUUACCCAGAGAAUUAAGACCUCUUGACAAAAUUUUGUAACUUCUUUCUUAUAUCUUUAUAUUUCUUCUUGCAGAUAGUGAAAAUUGCUUAAGGAGUUAUGAUGAUAGAUGAAAAUGUUCAGAAGAAUGUAGUCUAGUUCACUGCAUUUGUCAGUACAUUUUGUUCCAGCUUUGUUAUUGUGAACCACAAAUAUUAUUAAUGAUUAUUAAUUAAUUAAUGAUUAUUAAUUAAUUAAUGUAUUAUACGUA
Messenger RNA from Cicer arietinum (chickpea), 1633 nucleotides. RefSeq lists its product as uncharacterized. Lineage: Eukaryota; Viridiplantae; Streptophyta; Magnoliopsida; Fabales; Fabaceae. The record is from RefSeq and is a predicted model, not a curated record.